Rubroshorea leprosula is the source of this 483-nucleotide messenger RNA. NCBI's taxonomy places the organism in Eukaryota, Viridiplantae, Streptophyta, Magnoliopsida, Malvales, Dipterocarpaceae. The record is from the annotation of a GenBank genome assembly.
AGUCGGUAAGGAAACCUAGCCAAGCCGACAGCACCCCCUCUUGAAAACGGUAAAAAGCUUGGGGAUUUCUCCUUCUUUUCUUGUUCUAGAACACAUAUGGAACCCAGAAAUCUCCCCCCUGCAGAAAAAUCCCGAAUCUGCUCUGCUUUGUUUCUUCUGUCUGCUGCUCUGUUGUGUGGGGAUGAUUUACUCUGGUUUCUGAUCCCCUGAAUUUUUCCCCAAUUCCGCUCGGCUCCCUCAAACCCGCCAACUCCGGUUUGCUUGCUGAAAAUUCCUGGUAGUGUGAUCUGAGAUGCGGGAAACGAGGGGAGUGACGAGUUAGAAGGCUAGCCAUCUUGUAAAUUGAACAUAGAUUUCAGAUAUAAAUCAUGAUCUUGUAAGUUAAACUUAUUUGGAGAUUUUAUGAUAUAAGAGCAAAUUUUAAAAUUUUAUCUUCAGAUUUUGUGGUAUCAGAUUGUGGUAUGAUAAAGUUCCGAUCCUUGU